CCCCUUCUUCCCUCCUCAUCGGUUCGAGUUCUCUCUGGUAGAGCAUCCUCUCGCUUCACUCUCUCAGUGUCAGUGACACGUUCACUCCUUCCAGUCGCUCUUUCAGCUUCGUUUAGCGAAUUGACUUCGCUCUCUCUCUCACUCUCACUUUUGCUCUCUACCAUCGGACAAUUAAGCCGCUUUCUAGCAGAAGACAAUGCGUUUUGUCCCCAACCUCUCAGUCGCCCUUCUGGGGGCCCUGGCCGUUGCCAGCGAGGCUGCCCACGGCCACCGGGCUCAUGACAACCUCCUUCACCGUAGGGCUGUCAGGCCUCCCAGCGGUGGCAGUGAGACAACUACAACGCCGGCUACAACAGACUAUGUGACCGUCUACCCGACCCCGGCCUCUGAGGCUUCAUCUGAGACGGCGUCUGUGCCAGAGGCUGAGGUGUCUUCAGCCUCUGACGAGACUCCCGUGCCCUCUGCUCCUGCUGAGACGCCCGUGGUCUCCGUGCCCGGCACCUCGUCUGUGGCCACCUCGGUCCCUGGAGAGACUUCUGCUGUUCCAGUCCCCGAGUCUCCUGCGCCUGGAACUCCGCCUGCUAGUACUCCUGUUGUUCCUGAGCAGACUUCUGCUGUUCCUGUUCCCCAGUCUCCUUCUGCGCCCGUUGUCCCUGCGCCCGAGACUCCCUCUACACCUGUUUCCGUGCCCAGCGCUGGCUUCACUCCUCGGCCUAGCAGCAGCAUUCCUUUGAUCCGCCCCAGCUCUAGCAGUGCCGUUGUGACCCCGUCUCCUACUCCGACUCCUGCUCCUGCUGAAGAGUGUGUGACUCUCACUUACACCUUGACGGGGAGCACGACCAUCAGUGUUGUCACGACCACCGUCACUCGGCCAGUGGCUACUCCUGCUCCUACCGACGACUGCGUCACUAUUACUUACACUUUGACCGGCAGCACUAUUACAAGUGUUGUGACCACCACCAUUGACCGUCCGGCUACGGCUACCAGCACUGCCUACGUGACCGGUGCUCCUACUACCGAAACUGUGACCGUCACCUACACUGAGAAUGGCGGUACCUCUACUACUGUUGUCACGGCCACUGCCCAGCCCCCGGCGACUACUAGUGCUGCCACCGAAGUUAUUACUGUCACUGUUACCGAGAACGGUGCCACGUCGACGAGUGUUGUCACCGCCACUGGCACUGGCACUAUCCAGACCCCCACGGCUACUGGCGCUGCCUCUGAGUAUGAGACUAUCACCUACACUGCGACUGAGGGUACUGUGACCAGUGUCGUUACAACCACCGUCCACAAGACCUCUACUCGCACCCAGACUGUCUACGCAACUCCCACUGGCGCAGACGCCGUUGGCUCUGGAGCUGACACAACCCUCACCUCCACCACCACUGAGAUCUACACUGUCACUCCUGUCGCCUCUGAAACCGCUGGUUCUGGCUCUGGUUCUGGCUCCAGCUCCGGCUCUGGCUCGGGCUCGGGCUCUGGAGACUCUGGCUCUGAGAGCUGCGUUCCAGAAACCGUUACGGUCACUGAGUCCUUCACUGUCACUGUGACUGCGAACCCUACUGCGGCCGCCACCUACACAUCGCCCGACACCAACGUGCACGUCUCCACUAUCUCAAGCACAAGCCCUGAGCAAACUGCUCAACCUGGCUCCGGCUCCAGUGGAUCUGGCGAAGACGACGACGAGUACGACGACGAGGACGAUGAGGACUGUGACGGGUACGACGAUGAGGACGAGGAUGAUGGUUUCACUUCCCACACUCCUUCUUCCUCCCCUACUCCCUUCCCACACCGUCCUAUCAACGGCACUAUUCCCACCCCCAGCCCGAAGCCCUCUGGUUUCGUGACCGCCAGCCGCCCUUACCCUACGCACUGGCGCCGCCGUAACCUUUGAACGCUAGGGCUCAGCCAACAGGAGUAGUCUGGAUUACGUAUUCAGGGAAUACAGGUCCAGUUGCUCCGGUCCAUCUCUUGACGGUAUUCAGCAUCAUUUAGAUUUGUUUCCUUUCGCCAUAUAUUCUUUGAAGUUACCUUCUCUUCUUCUCGUAGAAUCUCAGAUUCUGCG
Molecule: messenger RNA, 2065 nt
Organism: Aspergillus nidulans FGSC A4
Lineage: Eukaryota; Fungi; Ascomycota; Eurotiomycetes; Eurotiales; Aspergillaceae
Exons: 3
Coding region: 197-1894 (565 amino acids)
Source: RefSeq, a predicted model, not a curated record